AUGUUACCGGACCCCAAAAACAUGAAAACUAUUUACGUGCUGCAAGAGAACGGGUCUAGUAUGUGCUCCAGCGGUAGCUCCAGCAGUCCUCUCCCUACCACCAAACUAAACACUGUGGUCACCUUCUUCAGAGGGAGAUCUAACUCUGUCUGCAACCUGCGACCAACACCUCCUUCCCAGCACCUCACACCAACAGUAAAGCCUGGUAACAAAGUGUUCGGUGUGUCUCUCUCGGAGUUCAUGGGGGAGAACCCUGAUAAGAUACCACCAACUCUUCUUGAUCUAUUUGUGUAUCUCUUUAACCAUUGCUACAACUGCGAGGGGAUUUUCAGAAUUCCUGGUUCCCUUGCCGUCCAAAGAGCUUUUGAAAACCGUCUAGAAUCAGGAGAACGGAUAGAUUGGUCGGCUGAAGAAAAGCAGCAAGACAGGUUCUUUCUCCCAAAUGUGGCUUCUUCGCUCUUCAAAUACUACCUGAGGUCACUUCCAGGAGGCCUCGUGCCCAGCAAUCUAUUCCCUGAGCUAGAAUCCUGGCGGAAGAAGUCUGAUGAGGACAAAAACGUCGAGAAAAGCGUAAGUGAGAUGAAUAUAAUCCUCUCUGGCAUCCCCGAUGCUAACCGUACGCUGCUACGAUACACUUUGCACACUUUGAAACGUAUAGCUGCCUUCAGUACUGUUAACCUGAUGGGAGACAAGGUUCUCUCAACCUGUAUAGGGCCCAGUCUAAUAACCUGGCCGGACGAUGCUAACGCUCUAAGUAUCUUGGUGGAUCAAUACCGUCGCGCGACACCGUGCUACGUGACGGAGUUUCUGUUGAAGCACGUGCGGGAACUGUUGGGAAGUGAGCCGCGCGAUCUGGAGAGAAGGAAGGUGAUAGAUGACGAGGUGAAGAGCAGAGUAAGUGCGAACAGGGUGGACGAGGUUGAGAGCAGUGAUGAGGACACCAGCAGUGUCUGGCUCAUGGUCAGGAGCAGUAUCAAGGAACAUGACCAUAAACCUCUACUUCUAGAUCUUGCACCGUUAGAUUUGAAGGUUAGUGCACGUGCGCCAGCUGUUGAGCCAGAUUCGCCGACCUGCCUGAAAUCUCCAGUAAUCCUCACAUUUGAUGACGCAUCAGAGACUUCGACUACAGGCUCCGGACCGAGUGAAAACUUUGGAACUUUGGUUUAA
Messenger RNA from Bolinopsis microptera, 1167 nucleotides. RefSeq names its product rho GTPase-activating protein 1-like. Bases 1 to 1167 code for a protein of 388 amino acids. Lineage: Eukaryota; Metazoa; Ctenophora; Tentaculata; Lobata; Bolinopsidae. The record is from RefSeq and is a predicted model, not a curated record. The transcript has a single exon. Gene Ontology annotation, biological process: negative regulation of endocytic recycling; small GTPase-mediated signal transduction. Gene Ontology annotation, molecular function: GTPase activator activity. Gene Ontology annotation, cellular component: cytoplasm.